Molecule: messenger RNA, 1287 nt
Organism: Trypanosoma conorhini
Lineage: Eukaryota; Euglenozoa; Kinetoplastea; Trypanosomatida; Trypanosomatidae
Product: putative hydroxymethylglutaryl-CoA lyase, putative,3-hydroxy-3-methylglutarate-CoA lyase
Exons: 1
Coding region: 1-1287 (428 amino acids)
Biological process (GO): ketone body biosynthetic process; L-leucine catabolic process
Molecular function (GO): hydroxymethylglutaryl-CoA lyase activity
Source: RefSeq, a predicted model, not a curated record
AUGCUGUACUCAAGGUUUUCGUUGGCGCCUAUCCGCCUGGUGGAGUGCCCGCGCGACGCGAUGCAGGGGCUCUCUCACUUCAUCCCCACAGCACACAAGGUUCGUUAUUUGAAUGCCCUCUUGAAAUGUGGUUUUUAUUCAGUUGAUUGCGCCUCAUUUGUUUCGCCGCGGGCUGUGCCGCAAAUGCGAGAUAGUGCGGAAGUGCUUGCCGGCUGCAACCGUGCACUGCUAAGGGGCGAAAAUGCCCCAAAACUCUCGGUCGUGGUUGCAUCCCAAGCAGGGUUUAAGAGGGCGAUUGAAACGUCUAUUUUGAGCACCAUUGGAUACCCACUUUCCUGCUGUGAACGAUUUCAAGAACUCAACACGAAAAAGAGCAUCGCCGUGGCUCUUGACGAUAUUACACAAAUGCAGAACGCUGUUUUAGAUGCGAAUGCGGAGAUGCUGUCCGGCAUUGGACUGCCAUUGGGCGUCAGCAAAAAGAAGGAACUGGUUGUUUAUCUUUCUAUGGCCUUUGGUAAUCCAUACGGUGAAGAUUACAGCCUAGAUGUUGUGGAACGACUUGCUUCCCAAUUGGUCUCCAUUGGCGUGCGCACAAUCACUCUUGCUGAUACCGUUGGUGUCUCGGAGCCGCAGAUGACUUUUGACCUCUUCAAGCGCUUGCAGAAUAAGUUCCCUGAAGUUUCUUUUGGUGCUCACUUCCACAGUAACACCGCAACCUCCAAAGAAAAGAUACUUGCGGCGCUGGAAGCGGGCUGUGAGCGGUUUGACAGUGCACUUGGAGGCAUGGGAGGAUGUCCGUUUGCAAAGAAGGACCACCUCGUUGGUAAUGUGGCGACGGAAACUGUGCUUCAAGCGCUGGAAGAGCGUAAUCUCCUACCCGCAACGAUUGGCCGCAAGCAAAUCAAAGAGUGUGUCCUCCUUAAGCAACAAAUAUUUGGAGUCACGGUGAAGGACAUGCUCUUGUCGCAAAGCCUUCAUGAUGAAAAGUGUUUUGCACAACUGUGUCAGGAACAUUUUAAGUUGUACGAUGUCGAUGACAAUGGAAUGCUGGACUACGAGGGUUUUCGCUCAAGCAUGCUUGGAGUCUUUGACGAGUUGGGCUGUGAGGCGCCCAGUGAGGAAAAAAUUCGCUCAAGCUUUCAUAAAGUUGAUCUGCAGAAUCUUGGGCGCAUCACGGUUGACGCCUACAUGAUGGGCGCCAGGCGACUCCUCCUGAAGCGGCUGGAAUUCUUUUCCAAGCUAAAGUGUGAUAAGAAUUGCAGUUACCACCGUGCCAUUGCCGCCUAG